AUGUGUGUUUGGUGUGUUUGGAUGAGUGAACACACUGUCAACAGGUCCUCUUUCUUCGCGUCGGCGGCUGCGACGAUUGGCCAGGUGAUGCUUCUGGACUACGGCCUGGGCGCCAAUUGGGGGAACCUCACAAUCAGGCUCCAUGCGCUGAACCGAUACCUCAGCCAGAUGCUGCCUGCACAGCAGUGUGACUGGGUUGUCUUCGUGGACUGCUAUGACAGUGUCAUCAUCGGCAAGGAGGCAGACAUUUGUGUGCGGCUGGAGCAGCUUGGUUGCCUGCACCAUGGUGCCUGCUUCACCGGUGGCCCAGCGGCCUGGCCCCUCGGAAGCCUCUGA
Molecule: messenger RNA, 336 nt
Organism: Symbiodinium sp. CCMP2592
Lineage: Eukaryota; Dinophyceae; Suessiales; Symbiodiniaceae
Source: the annotation of a GenBank genome assembly